GAUGGAGCUGUGCCAGUUUUCCCCAUCCUUCUUCUUCGACGGCUCGCCCUGCCUGCCUUCCCCCGAGGGGGAGCUGGCCGAGGAGGGCUUCGCGCCCCGGAUGGCCGCCUCCGCCUCCUUCGGCGACCCUCGCCGGCCGCCUCCGCAGUACCCGGUCGAGCUGCCCGGAGGGGGCUCGGACGGCGAGGAGCAGCACGUGCGGGCGCCCACGGGCCACCCGCAAGCCGGGCCCUGCCUGCUGUGGGCUUGCAAAGCCUGCAAGAAGAAGGCCAGCACGGGCGACCGGCGCAAGGCGGCCACGCUGCGCGAGCGGCGCCGCCUCAAGAAGGUCAACCAGGCCUUCGAGGCCCUCCGGCGCUGCACGGGCGCGGCCAAGCCCAGCCAGCGGCUGCCCAAGGUGGAGAUCCUGCGCAACGCCAUCCGCUACAUCGAGCGCCUGCAGGAGCUGCUGCGCGAGCAGGUCCACCACUACUAUCGCUUCCCCGACGCCGCCGGGCCCAGCUGUUCCGAGCCCUCCAGCCCCACCUCCAGCGGCUGCUCCGACGGCCUGGUUGAAUGCAACAGCCCCAUGUGGUCCAGGAGAAACAGCACUUACGACAAUGUCUACUGCUCUGAUCUCCCAAACGUAUAUUCCUCAGAAGCCAGCACGGCCCUCUCCAGCCUAGAUUGUUUAUCCAGCAUAGUGGAUAGAAUCUCUUCCUCGGAUCAAGCUGGGCUUUCCCUACAAGACGCUGCUUCCCUCUCUCCCAGUGCCGGCGCUGAGUCACAGCCAGGCACUCCAGAGACCCCUUGCCCCAAGCUCAUCUAUCAUGUACUAUGAGAUUUGAAACCGGCUCGGACGUUGAGAAGGGCUCCCGACGGCAACCCAGAGACUUCUCCAUUGAAAUACGAGGCCCUCGGAAUUCCAGUGGAUCACAAAUAUGUAUAUAGAGGAGCAGUCACUUUAAAAUGUGCAUAUUUGCAAAUACCUUUGCCCUGCCUCCCCUCUGCAAGGGGAAUAACAUUAUAUUUAACCAAACAACAAUCAUUUUAAAGAUUAUGUACUAUAAGUUGGAGUUUUAAAUUGUACCACAGUAAUAUCUUAGUUAUUGUCAAGAAUGGAAGUGGCACAUCCAGAGACAGGGACAGAUGUGAAACUGCUCCAUGUUUUGGGAUGCCCAAAAAAACCAGCAGAAUUUAAAUUAUAUUUUCAUAAGUGUCCUUUCCCUGUUGAUGAGAAGUGAACUGUUUGCAGCAGUCUGCUGUUUUUAUAUGCCAAAUACAGCAUGUAAAGAGUUUUAAACCCAGGCAGCUCCACUGUUAAGCAGGCGAGAUUGAGUUUGGUAUUGGACAGCAAAUUUAGUUUUAUUAUAUUUUACCACU
Elgaria multicarinata webbii is the source of this 1362-nucleotide messenger RNA. RefSeq names its product myogenic factor 5 (gene MYF5). Gene Ontology annotation, molecular function: DNA-binding transcription factor activity, RNA polymerase II-specific; protein dimerization activity; RNA polymerase II cis-regulatory region sequence-specific DNA binding. Bases 2 to 820 code for a protein of 272 amino acids. The transcript has 3 exons. The record is from RefSeq and is a predicted model, not a curated record. Lineage: Eukaryota; Metazoa; Chordata; Lepidosauria; Squamata; Anguidae. Gene Ontology annotation, biological process: skeletal muscle cell differentiation; positive regulation of myoblast differentiation; positive regulation of skeletal muscle fiber development.